AAUAAAAAUACUCAUCUCACGGCACGGACAUUUGCGAGCCUUCCUUUUUCUUUUUCUUUCUCUUACUUUUCUCGUGAUUCUCUGAACACGAGGCACGAACCAAUUACUUUUCUCCCUUCCUCUCCUUUUUAUUUUUGUUUUCUUUUUUCUUUUUCUCAGUGCUACAGUCUUAUUCUCAUUGCUGCCUAUCUCUUUUUUUUAUGUGUCUUCUCCUUCCUCCUCCCAACCUUAAACACUCAUCAGUGGUUGUGAUUCUCUCUGAUUUUGGUUUGCGUGUGGUGUCGGAAUCAGCGAAAUGAAAGACGGUGAGUGAGUGACAGAAGAAAUGGACAUAAGUGAAGGAGGAGAAGCGAUGACGAAACGACACACUAAUAAACAACAACAAUCUCAAUCUGCUUCUUCUGGGGGACGCAACCUAAUCCCUGCCGCGUGUGGUUUGAAUGCGAGUCUUGGGGACCUUGAGUUUUCGGAGAAAUCGAAGAAGGAAAAGGUGAGAAGCUUGAGUGCUGUUGCCAAAGCAUUAUCAAUGGGUUGCCGUGUUUCUCACUCUCAAAAACCAACCAAGAAAUUUAAGCUUCCCAUAAAGUUUCUGAAGGACUGCAAUGGCGUUGAUCAUGCCUCUGUUCCACGGAAGAUACGUUCAGCUGUGAAGAAACGGGGUCGCGAAUCCUUCUUUGGUGAUUCAGAAAAGGUGAACCAUAGGAUGAACGGAAUGGAAUCUCCCCAAAAAGAUGGCAUAAAGAAAUCCAAAAAACAAAGAACCCCGGGCUGGUCCACGAGGCAAGUUUCACCGGGGCCCAUCACAAAGGAUGAGGAAGAGGUUGUGGAGACUCUAUAUGCCUUGGCUGGAAUGUUCCCUUCAGAUAAGGCCUCCAAUGUUGUUAAGAGUGAACUUGACAGUGAAUCAUUACCAGAAAACUCCACGGUUUUACAGGACCAAGAGGAGAGUCAGAGUGCUAAUGUUACUCUUGAAGCCUCGGGAGCUACUCAGGAUGCUGGAGAAAAGUCACCUACGGGGUGUAAAAAAGCCAGUUCUUUGAAUGAAACCAUUGGUCAAGAACAGACUGAUUUUCCCGAGAGUGCUAACUUCUUGGUGGCUACUGACAACACUGCUCCAAAAACAAAUCCGCAGGCCGUGCCUAUGAUGGUUAAGACUGAAAAUGGCGGCAACGUUGCAUUGCAUGACUCUCAAUUGUUGUCUCUGGAAAUGGGAUUAAAUGUGCCCACACAACCACAAAUUUCACAUAUUGGAAGGCAAUCAGACGUGGGAUUUCAGACGGUCGGAACCGUUGGUUAUAAGCAAGAACAUCUAAUUAAGUACCAAAAUGAAACUGGUUCGGCAUUGUGGCCAGGCUUGUCUCCGAUUGCAUCAGCUGGGAUUACUAGGGCUUCUUAUUUGCAGUUUUCUUCUGCUGCCAAAGCUCAAGAUUGGAUGAAAACUGCUAUGGGUGUCUCGAAACAAGAUUUGAUGGAAACUUGUUCUUCUGGUGGAAAGAUUUCCGAAAUUAUUACUCAUAAAAAGUCAUGGAAGAGGUGUGCAGCUCAUGUUCACAUCAGUCAUCUCAUCCGUAGUUUAGAAGUGUCAAAACGACAGGCGGGCAAAGAACAUGAGCUUUUUCCUCAAACAAUAGUACACCAAGGGUCAAAAUGUGGGGUACUAACAAAAGCACACAACUUGAAUUGGAUGAGAAGUGGAAAUAGUCAUGCUACUCAAACAGUUUAUUCUGCUACAACGAGUAAUUCACGUGAAACUAAGAAUGGUAUUCUUCAACAUGACCUUUAUCAUGAGGCUCCCCCAACACCUGGGGUGUAUGAUCCUCAAAAGCAAUGUUUCAACUUCUUGUCCUUGUCAACUGGAGUUAGUGAUCAGUUAAAGGCCAACGAAAUUUUUAAUAAAGGUGAAAGUAAGUUGGAGCCAUAUUCAAAACAGCAACUGCCUUAUUUUCAGUCACUACAACUACAACAGCAGAGGCAGCAUGGCCUCAUGCCCGUUCAAAGUUCUCCGUAUGCCUCAACUUUCCUAGAUCAGCUUCCAGUUGCAGGACCACAGGUUCGGUUGCAGCAGCAGCAUCUGCCUCAUUAUUAUGGUACCCCGUUACGUGGAAGUCAUUAUAGUUCGACAGUUUCCUAUAAGCAACAGCACCAAAGUUUUUGGGCGGUGCAGCUAGCAGCUCAAGGUGGGUCUUCUUCUGUGAAUUGCAGUAUUGUGAGGGCCCAAUAUCCUAAUUGGCAAAAUGGUAGACAUGACUCUUCUGUUCCCCAAGUAAUCCUUCCCCAUUCCCCUGCAUCCUUAGAAACAUUUGGAUCCAAAAUCACUUCAAUCUCUGACCAGCACCUCUUCACCCUCGCUUCAUCAAGAUCCAGGGCAAAUGGGCAAGACAUUCAUCUUGCUUCUUCUGUGUGUGAAGAAAGUAAAGGUAGGUUCCGUAGUAGUAAUAAUAGUGGUACCCCAUCACUGCAAUUGUUAUGUGAUGAGCGUAUUUGAAAUUGAACACAAAAGAUAAGGCAUAGAAAUAUACUUAUUUCAUUGUUGUAUUUGUGCAUGUGCUGGUCUUUGUGCUACUGCUACACAUGUCACGUUAAUCAACGUGGCACGGAACUUGCCAUGUCUAUAAGCCAGCGUUCUUUGACACGUUGGGAAAGGGAAACACAACGUAAAUAUUUAGCUAAAUCUGAGACUGACAAGGCCUGCGCUGUCUUGGCAUCAAGUAAAUGGAGUACCUUGCUUUAGGUCUAAACAGGGUUACAUGUCAAAUGGUUGUUUUAA
Molecule: messenger RNA, 2767 nt
Organism: Glycine soja
Lineage: Eukaryota; Viridiplantae; Streptophyta; Magnoliopsida; Fabales; Fabaceae
Exons: 13
Coding region: 326-2485 (719 amino acids)
Source: RefSeq, a predicted model, not a curated record